AUGUAUAGACAAACAUAUUAGUAUCCAUCUAGAGCCUAUCCUUAACAAGUUUUUGGAUACUUAUAGCCAUAAUAUUAACAUCAAGUGCCAUAAUUAUAUCCAUAAACCAUAUAUUAACCUUAUUACGGAAUCUAGAUACCCGCAGCUCCUAAAUAUCCUUAACCAUCAAUUGCUAAUUAGAAUUUAUAAUCACCUUAAAAAAAUUUUUAAAGCCCUUCUAGAGGCUUUGUAUCACCUUCAAGAACCAAUUUAAUGUAAUCAUAAUAAAAUUCUCAAUCACAACAAAACCCUAUCCUAUAAUCGCCAUCUAGAACUGGCUAUUAUACAUAUGAAUAAGUAAUGGAAAAAAUUAAAAAUGCUCAUUCAUAUCAAUAACAGUAGCAGAAUUAAUAGUGCAUACCUUAAUCUAGAUAAUAACAAGAAAAUAAUUAUGUAGAAUCUAAUCAAUAGAAACAAGUACCAAAUUAAUAACUCAUGCCCAAACAAGGCUUAGUUGACAAUAAAUAAAAUAUUGGAAAAGAAAUUAAAAAAUUUGAACCGAAAUAGACCUAAGAAGAUAAAAUAAAACCAGAAUAAAAAUAACAAAAUGAUGAAGAAUUAGAAGAAUUGGCAUUAUAGUAUGAAGAUGGCUAUAUUUAUAGAGGUCAAGGUUAUCCUCCAUAAACUAGAUAAGGAUUUGGCAUGCUUACAGAUAAUGAAGGUAGAGAAGUUUAUGCUGGCUAUUGGAAAUAGAAUGUUUAUGAUGGAUAGGGGAGGCUAUAGAAUUUAUAAGUUGAAGAAAUUGAUGGUGCUUUUGAUUGCAAUAACAUGACAACUAUUGGAAAUGGAUGGUCAUCGUAUGAGGGCUAAUUCGUCGGAGGCAAAAUGUAAGGUUAAGGAAUGAUUGUCUUGUCUAAUGGAGAAAAAUAUGUAGGAUAGUUUGAUGAUGGUAUGAUUCAUGGGGAUGGUGAAUUUACAACUUAUCAAAACGAAGUUAUAAAAGGUAAUUGGGAUCAAGGAUAUUUGGUACAAAUGACUGAAGAAUGA
Paramecium tetraurelia is the source of this 1026-nucleotide messenger RNA. RefSeq lists its product as uncharacterized. The record is from RefSeq and is a predicted model, not a curated record. Gene Ontology annotation, cellular component: cytosol. NCBI's taxonomy places the organism in Eukaryota, Ciliophora, Oligohymenophorea, Peniculida, Parameciidae. The transcript has 4 exons.